Molecule: messenger RNA, 977 nt
Organism: Solanum tuberosum (potato)
Lineage: Eukaryota; Viridiplantae; Streptophyta; Magnoliopsida; Solanales; Solanaceae
Product: probable methyltransferase At1g27930
Exons: 1
Coding region: 34-882 (282 amino acids)
Biological process (GO): xylan biosynthetic process
Source: RefSeq, a predicted model, not a curated record
AAUCACAUAUCAAUUUUUCAUCCCUUCAAAAAUAUGCAAAAACAAAAUCAUAGCCAUUUUAAGCCAGAGAGAUCAUGGUGCCUUGUUAUAUCAUUAGUAGGUUUAUUAGGAGGUGCACUUUUCAUUUCUCUUUUUCUCAGAACAUCAAACAAUUUGAUCGGUUGCAACAACAAUAAAUUAGCUCAGGAGAAAUUUCUCGUUGAUAAUCCACAACAACUCUUGCUGGAUGCAAUUUUACACUACGCUACAUCGCGAGUGAUACCUCAACAAAACAUCAACGAAAUCAGGAUAUCUUUUGACGUUCUGAAAAAUCGUACUCCUUGUAAUUUCCUUGUAUUUGGUUUAGGCCAUGAUUCACAAAUGUGGGCCUCAUUUAAUUCCCGUGGAAACACAUUGUUUCUAGAGGAAGAUCCGAAAUGGGUCGAGACUAUACUAAAAGACGCCCCGUUUGUUCACGCGGAGACCGUGAAAUAUCGGACGAUGUUAUCGGAGGCAGAUGAGUUAGUUGAACAUUUUCAUAAAGAGCCAGAUUGUUCAGCGAAGAAAUCAUUUAUACGUGGCAAUCAUGGCUGUAAAUUAGCAUUAGAUAUGUUAUCGGAUGAAGUUUACAAUAAAGAAUGGGAUCUGAUUAUGAUAGAUGCACCAAGAGGGUAUUUUGCAGAAGCACCAGGUAGAAUGGCAGCUAUUUAUUCGGCAGCAGUUAUGGCGAGAAAUAGGAAAGGAAAAGGCGUUACACAUGUGUUUUUACAUGAUGUUGAACGGAAAGUAGAGAAGAUUUAUGCUGAACUUUUCUUGUGUAGAAAAUAUUUGGUCAAAGGUGUAGGAAGACUUUGGCAUUUUGAGAUUCCUGCAGCUUCUAAUGUGGGAAACAGUUUUUGUUAGAAUUUAUUAAUGCACCUAUCUUUAUUUUACAAUUUUCUUCAGUUUCUUUCCAUUCCCAAUGUUAUUUAUAUAAUAAUGGCAUUGAUUUUUUCAAA